AUGGUGUCAGACCGAAACGUCCCGACAGUUGACGAACUACAUCAGAAUUUAUCCAAGGUAUGUUGUUAUUCAUUGGUUUGAUUGAUUUUUAGGAGGAAACAUGGCUAAAAGAGUUCCAAAAGUGCCAAAAACAAAAUGAGACGAUCAACGAAGAAGUCUGCAAGAGAUUGGACAACUUUACCCAGCAAAUCGACCAGUUGAGGGCACGGGUUGCUCCACUAUGCAACAAAACCACGAGCAUUCAAAGGAAACAACAGAGUGAGUGAAGAAAGUUGAUGUUACUGUGUGAAGAAUUCUAUAUUAUUUUGGUUCUAUUAGUUGGAGCAAGCCUUGAUUCAGCUUUCGAAAACGACUUAUUUGACUAUUUAUGGAAAUGAGAAAGGUUUUGAAUGAAUUGCUAUCAGACGCCUAGCUAGCCUAGUGUAAUAUAAAAACUAAGCGAGCCCGAUGUUCAAACAAGUUCUGGCGGUCAAUACUUUUCAUACAGGUGAAAUGACUCAUAAUAGAGCUAUGACAACAGUAAGGGAUGUCAGCUUGAUCCACAAAUGGUUUUAUGUGAGAUUUACCUUCACCAUGACAUUAGCUUCUUGAGCUCAAUAUAAAUCAUCUUCUAGUUGGUUCCAAAGAGGGAGAAUAUGAGUUAAAGUGCAGAAAUGACCUCUAUUAUUAAUGAAAGCUUUUAUUUUCCUUUUUAAAAGUCCAAUUGUACUAGUCUUGACAACUCUUUUGCCUACUACAAUAUCAAAAUCACAAAGACCCCCGUAAAAUCUUACAAAACUCAACUCAAUCUCCAUUUCCAUUUCCAGAUGUGAAGAAGCUGCUUGGGAUUGUCGAGGCGAGCAUUCAAUUCUACGGGAAGACGGUGGAAUUCGAGUCGGCCUUCCGUCGCGGGACGGCCAACUUUUCCCUGCCCGAAUAUCUGGAGCGAAUGGAUGGGCUGCGGGAAGCGAUCGCUUUCUUUGGCCGCAAUUCCGCCCAUAAAGGGCAGCUGGAUACAAUGGUCUGUGCAAAUAUUCGGAUUGGGUGCGGUCCGGGAUUAGUUUUCAAUCAAGCGGGCUUCUGUUGACCUAGUGUAAUAUAAUGGGCAAAAAAUGGCUGAAAAGCGCGACAAAUGCCGGGGAAAUGACUUGUUUUGAGUAGAACAAAGGCUGAAUUAUCUUUACUUUGCGAUUUCAGACAUAAUUUUGGUUUGGAAUAGGCUGAAAUCGUCAAGUUUUUCGAUGGGUAUCACCUGAAAAUAGUGUAAUAUUUUUAUGCUUCCACAUUUUGAAAUUUCUUUCAGAUCUUAUUAAUUCUUCUAUUUUACACCAUGACAUUUAUUGUUACACCUUUUUUGAACCAUCAAACACCAUUUCUUACCUCGUUUUACCAACAGUUUACCUUAUUUUAGCGCGACAGUUUCGAAGCCGGAUGUUCCUUCCUGGAAACGGAGUUCAACAAUGCAGUACGAUCAGAGACCAUUCCCUUGGAUCCAGUGAAGAUUGCCGACUGUCUAGAUGAGAAUUAUGGUAUGUUUUCCAUCAAAUUUUAUAUUGUUCAUGUUUAGAGAUCCCAUCGACUCGAGUGUCGGACCUUAAAACCAUCAAAGACACCUCGAAAUUGGCGUUAAUCGGGCGAUAUCUUCAUAAGAACACUAAGAACCGCGAUUAUUUGCAGUAUUAUGCAAACCAUCGGGCUCAAAAUAUUGUGAAGACUUUGAGGUUGGCCAAUGAUCAACUCCGCGGGUUUGCGCAAAAUAAAUCGACCAGAAUUCAGUUUUUAAAAACGUAAGAGGUCAUUUGGAUGGUACUAGAAAUAGUUUUGAGUGGUUUGGAGAGAAAAAUUAUAUUAUCCAUGAGGUGCCUGAUCUUCAAAUUUACGUUAUUUUUGUCUCAAUUUUAGUACCUUCCGUCGAGGCAAAGGUGGAGAACGACAAGCAGAUGAUCCUUGGGGAGAAAGUGUCAUGACUUUGACGGCAAUUUCGUUUUCUAUUCUCAUGGCUAUGGUCCAGGCAAGUGUAAUAUAAUUUUCACUUUUAUUUCUUCGAUUUUUAGAUUGAAACUGAAGUAGUGGCUAAGAUAUUCCAGAACGUGGAUGUGGAGGCUCAAUUGGUUCGAAGUAUUGCAAGCCCGCCGCUUCAAGAGGUCAUGGAGAAGGUAAUUUUUCAAAAAUCAGAUUGUUAUUUGAAUUUUAGGCACCGAUAAAUCAAUUCGACGCGAAUUUUGUCUCCAUGAUUCCGUUGGUGAGGAUGCUGACGGUCCAUUCCACUCAAUUGACGGCCCUGACACAAAAUGCCGGCCAAUCCGAGCUUUAUCAAACUUUUUGCCGCAAUGUUUUCAGCAAAGGAGCUCAUGUUAUCAACGAUUUCAUAGAUCAUCUCACCAAUGAGCACAUGAGAUUCGUCCCAGAGGACGGAAAUGUCCAUGAAAUCACUUCGAACACGAUGAAUUUCCUAAAAAUCUUGGCGAAGUAUCAAAAUGUGGUGGUGAAUGUGAUGACCAGAAGUGGGAAAGCGGAUGGAAGUGAGCCAGUAUUGCCGAAAUUGUUUUGUAAGUUAGUUUUUAGAUUUUUGUUUUGAAAUUUUAGGGAGAAAAUGGAGCUUUGGCCUAAAAUUACAUUACUUUAGGUGAAAGAUGAUUGUAAAGGCCCUUAUUUUUAGCUCAAAUCCUCGCUGCGCUUGGAGUUAACCUCAAAAACAAGUCCGGAGCAUACGCGGACCCUUCACUUGCCGCGUUGUUCCUCUUCAAUAACUUCACUUACAUCAAUAAUGGCCUAAAAGAAGAUCCCCUCAAAAAGAUUGCAAGGGAUGUGAAAUCGGCUCAACUGGUAUCAUUCUAUGAACAACAGAUCACAAGCUAUCUGAAGAAGUAUUUGGAGAGCUGGAAUCGCGUUCUGACAGUGCUAAAUGACGCUUCGAACAGCUCCGUCAAAUCGAAAUAUGCGGUAAGGAGGGUUUUUUUAAAUGGAAUUUGAUAAAUUCCCUCAGGCACUAGAGGAAAAAUUUUGGCGUAGAAUGAAAGAGGAGUCCUUAAAGUAUAUUACUGAUGUAUUUUCAGAACUUCAACAAAGAAUUUGACAGUGUAAUCGCGGCCCAGAAACAUUUUUGUGUUGUGGACAUUCCCACUGCUGAAUUCAUCCGACAACGAAUCAAAGACAUGGUUUUAGCGCCCUACAUUGAAUUCACAAGCAAGUAAGUGGUCUAGAGUUUGUUUUUGGAGAGAUUUGAGAAAAUAAUAUUAGAAAGUAUGCCUAAAACAUCAACUUUUGUCAAGGGUAAUAUAAAAAAAUUAUUAAAAAAGCUCUUUUUUGAAUUUUAAUAGAAGAUAAAGCUAAAUUGUGAUGUCCAAAGUUGAUUUAAAGAUCCUGCAGCGUAUUUUACAACCCAUUAUGACCUUUCAGACACUCCCAAGAAGCCUCCAACUUCAACCUGGACCGCCAACUCAAAUACGACGCGGAGUCGGUGGAGAUUAUCAUAAAUCGUCUGUUCGACGUCUCAUAUUAA
Bursaphelenchus xylophilus (pine wood nematode) is the source of this 3481-nucleotide messenger RNA. The record is from the annotation of a GenBank genome assembly. Lineage: Eukaryota; Metazoa; Nematoda; Chromadorea; Rhabditida; Aphelenchoididae.